AUGUCGGCGAGUACGAUAGCUCGCUGGAACGCAAUACCUCUGACACGGCCUGAUCCCGAGCCGUCAUCCAGCAACAACUUGAAGCGACCACGUCAAGAAGAUGACAGCCAGCCUAAGUAUGGUGAUGACGACGACGAUAUCUCCAUCAUAUCACGGACACCUUCUCCACCUCCCCCAGACGCUAUGGAUGUGGACAAGUACGACGAAUACGUACGGCGUCCUGUUAGGGAGGUCGUCACUGUCGACACCAAGAUUAGGCCGGACAAUAGAGGAUUUGCAAUGUUGAUGAAGAUGGGUUGGAGUGAAGGACAGCCAUUGGGGCUGUCAGAGGGCGCUCGUGUCGACCCUAUACCUUUCCAGUUAAAGAACGACUCAACUGGGAUCGGUAAAGUCACUCGGGAUGUUGAGAUGAUCGAAACCACUGUCUCCCAGCGACGAGAGCUCGACUCCGAGCGGCAACAGAAGGAAACGGAGGAUCAACGGCGGAUUCGAGAGGCGAGUCGAGGCGGAUCCUCUCAUCUCAUGGUGGAAGCAGCAGCCCGCAAAGCAGCUGUCGAAUCCGAGAUCUCACAGACUCUCAAGCCCUUCUAUUGCAGCCUCUGCGACAAGCAAUUCAAGAACGUCUCGCAAUACGACGAGCACACCAACUCCUACGCUCACCACCACAAGGCCCGCCUCAGAGACAUGCAAGCCAAUGCUCGUCCGGUUUCUCAGGAAGAGAUUGACAAGCGGAAGGAAAAGGAACGCAAACGAGAAGAGAAAGAGCUCCGCAAGAUGGCAAAGGCAGCUGGAAUCAAGAUGCCUAAAUCAUCCGCGGCGCAACCUACGGCCUCUUCAUCGAGUCUUGCCCCUGUGACCGUACCUAAUCUCGCACCAUCCAGUGCUUUGGGAACUCCCAUUCAGAAAGGGGGAUGGGGUACAGUCUCCGGUGGUACAGUGGCGCAAGGUGGAUUCAAGAAGACCGGUUGGGCGGCUGUUGGCUCGGCCUCGAGUGAUCCUGCACCUCAGCGGCCUAGUUCCUCUGGAUGGGCACCUGCUUCGGUGGCACCGUCGACACAAGGAACGUCUGGCUUCAAAACGUCUGGCUGGACAUCUGUAGGCCCAGGACCCGCUGCACCGUCCAACCCUUCUCCCCCACCAAUUGUGAGUACAGCCCCUCCGAACGAGAGGGCGGCAUCUUCGAACGAACCCUCGGGGUCUUCUACUGCUCAGCCUGUCCGGACAGGUUGGCAGCAGUUCAACAGCUCCUUGAAGGGUCGGGGUCGGCGAUAG
Molecule: messenger RNA, 1272 nt
Organism: Coprinopsis cinerea okayama7#130
Lineage: Eukaryota; Fungi; Basidiomycota; Agaricomycetes; Agaricales; Psathyrellaceae
Exons: 4
Coding region: 1-1272 (423 amino acids)
Molecular function (GO): nucleic acid binding; zinc ion binding
Source: RefSeq, a predicted model, not a curated record